GACAAUCAUAAGGCACACACUGCCGUCCCUUCCAUGGACACUGCGAAUGCUCCGUCAUCGGCAUCCUGCAAUGUCGUAUCGUUGUAUGGAAUAUGUUCAAGAUCCUUGCCAUGGACGCUCCGAAGGCGGACUCAUCAUACCAUCUCCCGUCGCCAGAAUACGAGUACGAGGUUUUGUGUCCACUCAGCGAAAACUCGGCUCACGGAGUUAUGUUCAUCCGGACAAAAAAUUCGGCCAUAAACCCUUCUCCCAUUGGUCAGAGCGGAGAUAGCGAUAACCUAACUUUAAGGUGACUCGAAGCCAAAACCACGAACAUUGACGAUGCGCGACGAGAAAUGGGAGUUGCACAAGUUCGUGUCGAGGUCAAUCUUCCAGUUUUUCCUGGUUGCCUUCUUGCACCCUAUAGUGGUGAUGUUGUAAGAUAUCUCUGGACUUGGGUCGCUGAUAUUAGGCGACAGACACCCGAUUCAUGAAUUCAUCAGCAGCAGGCGGAGGUGGCAGCAUUGCGAAUCCUUUGCGAAAAAGACGUCGACGACCAGCACAUAGCUGUGUUGAAUGCAGGCGCCGGAAGGUCAAAUGCAACAGGCAGAACCCUUGCAACCAUUGCACGUCUGGCAGAAAGCAGACAGAAUGCACCUACGCCCCAAAUCCUCCAACGCGCAAAGCCAGAUCACAAAAACGAAACAUUUCACCCAGACCACUCCAAAGUUCAUAUCCAAGCCCUCCCUCCCCGACGGAGGCCGCAACAGAUCAUGCUACGAGGCCGCCGCCAGGAUCCACGGUAUUUGUUGAAACCCCAAUCUCGACAGCACCGGUCGAAGACAGACCACGAGAUGAUCUUGCUCGUCGCUUGCAGACGCUGGAGAACAUGUUUUCCACUUCCAAUCCUAACCAUUGUGAGGCUGUUCACACACCGCCGCCGCUCCAAAGGCUUAACGAUGGGCGGGCCUCACUCAACAAAACCAGAAUGUUUGGCCGAAGCCACUGGACGUCAUCAAUAUGCGAGUUCAAAUGGGACACGCUUCGACUUUUCCUGACAGAGACCGAUGUCGUGGAGGAAGAUGACAACGAAGAGGUCAAAGCUCUCAAAUCCGAGAUGCGAACCAUGCUGCACAAAUGCAAAGUCCUGGCCAAGAGUACCAAGGUGGCACGGCCAAGUCGAUGCUUCUCGUGCCCUGAACUCACCAAUCUCGCACGGCUUCCUCGCGCGACUUCAGACUUGAUGACUCACCUGUAUUUGUCGAAGUUCGAGUCGUCUUUUCGUAUUCUUCAUAAGCCUUCGUUCUUGGUCGACUAUGAGCAAUAUUGGGCAAAUCCAUCGGCCGCUUCGGCAGAUUUAAGGCUAAAGGUACAGUUGGUUAUCGCGAUAGGGUCAAGUCUCUCCCCCAAACGAAUCGCUGGCGCCGAAACUCGAUCAAUGGCCUCCCAUUGGAUAUAUGCCGCCCAGAAUUGGCUCGCUGGCCCUUUGGAGAAGGACAGAUUUACCAUUAGUGGGCUGCAGGUACAUUGCCUGUUGAUUCUGGCACGACAGAUCUUAUCGAUAGGAGGAGACUUAAUAUGGGUGUCGAUGGGUACGUUAUUGCGGACUGCCAUGCAGAUGGGCCUCCACCGAGACCCAAAAGCCUUUCCCAAAAUGAGUAUACUGCAGGCCGAGAUCAGGCGACGACUGUGGGCAACGAUUCUGGAAUACACUGUCCAGUCGUCCCUUGAUUCGGGGAUGCCGCCGAUGAUCACUUUUGAGGACUUUGACACUGCGGCGCCGGCCAAUGUCGAUGACGAGGAAAUAAAUGAACACACCAAAGUCUUGCCACAUCAUCCCCGGAGCCAAGUCACAGCGAUGGCUGCUCAACUCGUUCUGCUCGAUUCUUGUCGUCCAAGAAUGAAGGCUGUACGGUGCAUGAACGGGCUGGGGUCGGAAAUGCUGUACGAUGAAGUGCUUGCUCUGAGUGCAGAUAUCAGCCAGGCGUGCGAGGUCAGCCGUGCCGACACGAGUCAACUCAGAUCAGCCCCAUUCGGUCAGAAUAUGAAUGAUCUACUCCUUCGACGGUUUCUUCUGCCACUCCAUCGGAUCUUCGCCAACCGGGCAAGCACACAUCCUCUGUUCUGCUUUUCCAAGAAAACCUGCCUCGACUGCGUCACGGUUUUCCUUUCGUCCGAGUUGGACGACAAUUUCGCCCACAUUCUGCGAAGCGGCGGAGGGUUCAUCAAAGGUGGCAUUCUCUACAUGUUCCUCGCGUUGGGUAUUGAAAUCGUGCAGGAGUUCCAGGUGAAUGGCAUCAGAAGUACUCAGCUGCAUCGGAAAUGGCUGAUCGAUGCCUUGAACGAUGCCAUCGAGCUAGCAGUUGAUCGCCUACGUCUGGGCGAGACGAAUGUGAAGAUGCACCUGAUGCUCAAUAUGAUCCAGGCUCAGAUUCAGCCAUCGAACUCCCCCACGGAGCUGAAUCUGAGGCUGGGACGAAAGGGAUUUGAAGCCCUUCAGACCUCCUAUAGUAUUCUGCAGGAGAACACGGCUCCCAGUACUGCGUUCUCGGUCAACGAGACGGACAUGACUUUCUUCGAAGGUGGUCAAGAUAACAGCAUGGGCCUCGACUACCAGUUUGAUGACCUUCUUCUGAACACGGAUGUGAUGGACGGUAUGUUUGAUAAUUGGGCAUCUCAGAUUUGGCCAGAGGUUCAGGAAUUUUGCCCCUUUGUAUAGUAUUUGUUACGAUGGGACGGUAUGUGCAAGUGGCCACCAAAAGUGGAUUGCUAUUACGAUCAGACAUGUCAUCUCCUCAACCCUGGAUAUUCGCUUCGACGGAGUAGUUUUCGUACUCGCACUCGUACUCGUAUCCGAUGCUGAUUAUAUAAGCCUUGGCUUGAGUCGGCAGCCGGAAGAUUCUGACUCCGGAG
Exophiala oligosperma is the source of this 2892-nucleotide messenger RNA. RefSeq lists its product as uncharacterized. Bases 470 to 2698 code for a protein of 742 amino acids. The transcript has 2 exons. Gene Ontology annotation, cellular component: nucleus. Gene Ontology annotation, biological process: regulation of transcription by RNA polymerase II; DNA-templated transcription. NCBI's taxonomy places the organism in Eukaryota, Fungi, Ascomycota, Eurotiomycetes, Chaetothyriales, Herpotrichiellaceae. Gene Ontology annotation, molecular function: RNA polymerase II cis-regulatory region sequence-specific DNA binding; DNA-binding transcription activator activity, RNA polymerase II-specific; zinc ion binding. The record is from RefSeq and is a predicted model, not a curated record.